This is a messenger RNA of Ambispora gerdemannii, 654 nucleotides long. The record is from the annotation of a GenBank genome assembly. NCBI's taxonomy places the organism in Eukaryota, Fungi, Glomeromycota, Glomeromycetes, Archaeosporales, Ambisporaceae.
GUUCGUGCUAAACUUGACAAAUUGCCUGAUCCCAUAACCGGAAACCCACAGUUCGAACUUAACUGCAUAGUCAGAAAUUGUGCAUCUGCGAUAGAAAAAGAGGUAAAUGGUGACAAGUUAAAUCUGUGGCUAGAACAUUGCAAAAUUCGACGUCUUGAUAGAAUUUCUGGAUCCGGAAAAUCGGAAUUCAACCUUGAUUUGGGUAAAACCGAGCCGCUUAAAGAAAUUACUGAGGCAGAUAUUCAGUGUAAAAUUAAUGAUACUAGAGGAAGACAAUUGCCAGGAUUUAUAUCUUAUUCUGUCGUGUCAGAGUCGAUAAAAGAUUUUCAAGAGAAAUGGAAAAACUCUGCGUUUCAUUGUUUGUCGAAUACUCAUGGCAUUAUGAGUAAAGCCGUUGAAGAGUCGAUUGAAGCGAGAUUUGAUCGAUGUCCGUUGCUCGUAGGACUUAUGAAACACAAUGCCAUAAAGUGGCUGGAAGAAUGCAAGAAAGAAACACUCGGACGACUUAAAUUCAACAUGUUGAUGGAAUCUUUUGACCCAUUUACUAUGGACGAAGGAUCGAUGUUUGAAGGAAAAAACGCCUAUCUUGCAGCUCUCCAAGAAGCAAUUCGGAAAGACAACCAUCUGAUAAUCUCAAAUUUAUCGCUACGGUGA